Oryzias melastigma (Indian medaka) is the source of this 2724-nucleotide messenger RNA. It is a transcript of the gene drgx, whose product is annotated as dorsal root ganglia homeobox. Bases 630 to 1556 code for a protein of 308 amino acids. Gene Ontology annotation, molecular function: DNA-binding transcription factor activity, RNA polymerase II-specific; RNA polymerase II transcription regulatory region sequence-specific DNA binding. The record is from RefSeq and is a predicted model, not a curated record. NCBI's taxonomy places the organism in Eukaryota, Metazoa, Chordata, Actinopteri, Beloniformes, Adrianichthyidae. The transcript is spliced from 6 exons. Gene Ontology annotation, biological process: regulation of transcription by RNA polymerase II.
GUUAUGUGUGGAUGUUUAUGAUUAGGGAAUAAGCUCGACUCAAGAAUAACAUCUCUGUUUCUGGCACCCUAAGCAGAGCUGCCUUUUGCAUGUCUCGCUUUUUUUCCCCUCUCUCUGGCACGCUCAAACACACGCGCACACACCAGGGGUUGGGGGGUGACAGAGACAAAGCCGUGAUAAUCCGAUUAGGACCAAUUAGGCGUGAGAUUCUGCGACAGGAGCUGAAAACCUUAACACUCUGUAGACACUUAUGGAGACAUCUGGGCUCUCCCGGGGUGGAACGGGGGAACGCGCAUUGUGUGUGGAUGGAUGGAUGUGCGUGAUUUGAGUGUGUGUGUGUGUGUGUGUGUGUGAGAAAAGAAAGGUGGGAGCGUGAGAGAUAGUGUGGACACUCCCAUACAGACAGAGUCUGUAGCAGCAGUUUCCUCCAGAGCUCAGCAUCAGCAUCAGCAUCUUCUCUGCAGGUAGGAUGCUCCCUGAAACAAACUUUGCGCUCUCAGAGGUCCCGCGCGCGGCUCCACCUCCUCGCGCGGGUUUAAUUCCUUGCUUUCGGUUUCCUGUCGAUAGGAGGCUUCAGUCUUAAACUUUUCCUCUGUAUUCCAGGUAGCGGGACUCGGAGCCGCAGCGGGAUGUUUUACUUCCACUGUCCGCCUCAGUUAGAGGGAGAAUGUUGUCGCUCCAAUACGCUAAAUUCCAGUGGUUUUGGGAGCCACGCCCCGGCUGAUUUCGACGAUGGAUUUUUACGCAGAAAACAGCGAAGAAACAGAACAACAUUUACGUUGCAACAGCUGGAGGCUCUGGAGGCUGUCUUUGCGCAGACUCACUACCCGGACGUGUUCACGCGGGAGGAGCUGGCCAUGAAAAUCAACCUGACCGAGGCCAGAGUUCAGGUUUGGUUCCAGAACCGCAGAGCGAAGUGGAGAAAAACGGAACGUGGGAGCUCCGACCCAGAAGGAGGAAAGGAGCAGAUGAGUGAGGGCACUCCUCCGUCUCGGAGCAUCAACUCCCAGUCCCCGGUGGAUCAGAGCAGGAAGCAGAAAGAACCAAUGGAGAUGCAGCAAAACAUCAACAGGACGGUGGGUCCUGGGGGUCCGUUCUUUCCAUCCUGCAUACCCGGUACUCUCCUCAACUCUGCCACAUAUGCCCAGGCUCUGUCUCAAGUGGCCACCCUUAAAGGCAACCCUCUGUGCUCCUGUUGUGUCUCUGACCCAAUGGGCUUAUCCUUCUUGCCACCCUAUGGUUGUCAGGGCAACCGCACAGCCAGCGUGGCCGCCCUGCGCAUGAAGGCCCGUGAGCAUUCAGAGGCCGUGCUGCAGUCUGCAAACCUGCUCAGCGCCACAACCGGGCCCGGCGCCGGAGUGGGAGUUCUCUCUGGGGUCGGCGUGAGCACAGCUGGGGUGGUGAGGCCCACCGUGGGUCCUGCCAUGGAGAUGCCCUGCGCCGGCAUUAGAGCGGGGGACAGCGCCAGCCCCAUCACACCUGCAAAAGUCCCCGCCCUGAGCGCCAGUCCGGAAAAGCGCCCUCACUGCUCCAAGGAACCAGCAGAGAAAAAGUGAGGACGUGGAUGUACUAAUCAUCGACGGAUGAACAACUAAGCACAACUACCGGCUGACUUCAGAUAUCCAUUCUGGGACCUUUCUGAGAUGUACGGAUUCAAUCAUAAAAAUUAUUUAUUUGAUUGUAAAUUUUAAUUGUGAAAUGCUGAGUACUUGGGGUGUUUGUUGCCCUCAUUGAAGCACAACUGUGAUGUUGGAUCUAUAAGUGUUUACAUGCACCCUUGGAUUUCUGUACAUGCAAAAAGGCCCAUUUGAUAAUGUGAAUUUGGGUAAUCGCAUCAUUUCUCCUUUUCAGUCAGAGGAUGGUUGCUUACAUUGUGAAUGUUAAUGCAUGAAAACUGUGAGUGUUGAAAUGAUGGUUGAUGGUUUCUGCAGGACUUUGGCCAAAAUCCCAUCAAGUCUCAUUCUUUAGUUUUUACAGUGAAAGUGCACUUUGAUACUUAUCACUAUUUUCUUCUUGGACUGAAACAUCCUUUAUUUACACAGUUGCAGGUUUUUUUUUUCCUCCAAUCUGUUUGCACAUUUGUAGCGCCAGCAGACAGGGGAGGCACCAGUCCUGUCGUUACAUGUUCUUUAAAACAAUUAAAGAUGUAGUCGCUCAUGUUCCUCUCGUGUUACUUCUCGUUCCAACCAUCUGUUCCGAUACAUUAUUUAUUAGCAGCUUUUCAAGCCAGGAGCAGAGAGCCGCUGUGAUUCAUGUGUUUACUUCUUUGCCUUGUUUUUUGAUUUCCUAAUUAAAUCCAUGACGCAUAUAUGAUAUUUAUUAACAUUAAAUUGACAUGUUUAAACAUUUUUUCUCAUGCUGUGGAUUCCUAAAUAUCUGACUCAAAUAAGAGAUCAUCCGAUCACACGGAGGCCACUGAACCUCCGAACACACAGCCAGCAGAUCGACUGAUUCAAUUUGCAUCCUUGAGGAUUUUCAGGAAAUUACUUUUGAUAGUCAAUAACGCAAUUAAGUAAACUACACACACAUUACCAUGAAUUAUUGAUGAGAAAUUAUAUAUUAUCAUGAAGUGCUGGUUCAAUAAUUGAUAAGGCCAAACCCUGGUGACAUGGAAGAGAGAGAUUAUAUCAGAAGUCAUGCCAGGUUGUACACACAGCACUCACAUUUGAUCCUUUUUAUGCUGUUGUGUGUAACAAAAUAUUUCAACUUUACAAAUAAAGAGAU